Molecule: messenger RNA, 1000 nt
Organism: Rhipicephalus sanguineus (brown dog tick)
Lineage: Eukaryota; Metazoa; Arthropoda; Arachnida; Ixodida; Ixodidae
Exons: 1
Coding region: 39-764 (241 amino acids)
Source: RefSeq, a predicted model, not a curated record
UUUGCAUUUCAAAUGAAGAUGCUGUGCUGCUCACAUUUAUGAAGUUGCAGCACAACCUCACAUUUUCAGUUUUAGGUGUGCUCUUUGGUGUUCACCGCACCACUGCAGCCGACAUCUUUAAAGUAAGCGUGACUGUCCUUGCAGCAAUACUGCGCAAGGCAGUAUAUUGGCCUACAAAAGAAGCUGUCAUUGACAAUUUGACUGUAUACUUUAAAGAUUACACCACUGUUCGGGCAGUACUUGACUGUACUGAGAUUCCACUACAAAGGCCCAAGGACAUGGAAUCUCAGUUGCUGACAUAUAGUUGGUAUAAGGGCACAUAUACAGCUAAAAUUCUUGUCUGUGAGACUCCAGGAGGACUCAUCAGCUAUGUCAGCCAAGCCUACGGAGGAAGGGCAUCCGAUUCCUUCAUAACUAAAGAAUCUAAAGUGCUGGAGAAGUUCCUACCUUCCAUAGACAGUGUUAUGGUAGAUAAGGGUUUUCUGAUUGACAAAUUAUGCCUUGAACAUCACGUUACAAUGGUACGUCCACCUUUCUUAAGGAACAAAAAGCAGCUUUCAAAAGGUGAUGCCGAAAGGAAUCAAAACAUUGCUGCAGCACGAGUUCACGUGGAAAGGGCAAUCCAACGAAUGAAAUUAUUCAAGAUUUUGGAUGGAAACAUAGGAAUAGAGCUUUUUCCUUUUAUUGAUGACAUUGUGCAGAUCAUAGCUGGAAUUGUUAACCUUUCUAGGCCAAUCUUCAAUGAUGACAAGUUUUUAAAUUAGGAAAUUAUUUUUUAAGAUAGCAGAAUGCACAACAGAGAAGCCACAUAAACAAGCUGUCAUUUAUUUUUGGUCAUUAUUCGCACUGUACAGAGAAUCUGUAGAUGCCCAUGUUCUUACAUUUGCAAACAGUGGUUUAAAUGUAAACACAAACAUGCAUGAAAACACUUUUUCAAUGUAAAAAUGCUACCUAUCCAACCAUUUUGUUGCAGAUUACUCAUGAUGGAGCUCAAUAGUGC